UUAACAAGGAAAUAACACAAAAAUUUGGCCUACCAUUUCUGUUUACAUCAUCAAGAAGCAUAAAUCUUCUCGAUUCACAACAAAACAGCUCCCCAAAUUUCUCGGAGCUGUUGGAUUUUUAUUUAUUAUUAACCAAUUUCGACCCAUAAAUUGAAAGAAAACAGUUCAAAAGAAAGACGGAAAAAAAUGCGUUUCUGUCUUUAAUUGAAGAGAAUUUUCUGAUAUAUUUGAUUCUGGAAGACUUUAAUUCUUUAUAUUUUUUAGGUUCGUCUACAUUUGGAGAUUCUCAGUAUUGUGUCCAUUAUUGGUGCUGUAAAGUAUCUAUCAAAUUUAAUGGAACCACUAUCAGAUGUGUAUACAAGUGAAAAUGUGGAUCCCCAUAGCUUAAAUGAAAUUCGCAAUGGCGAUAUUUCUGAGAGAAUAGAAACUUUUGAAGGGAGUAACCUCUUUGAAGCCUUCCAAACAAUGCAUGGACAGUUUGGAGAUCUCCCAGCUUCUAAGAUUUCAGAACUAAUGAAAUUGGACAGUUUCGAGAAUGCCUCUACUAGGUCACUUUUCAGCAUUCUGAGUAGGAUUCUAGACGAAAGAGUUGAAAAAAAGAAAGAGGAUAUCUCUCAGCAUGUGGCAUCUGUAUUGAAAUUAGUUGUGCAAGAAAUUGAGCAACGGGUUUCGGGGCUACUCAUAAGUAUAAGGAAGCAAAGCAGUCUAUACAAAUCUCGUGAAGACAGAUAUCAAUCUAAAAUUAGAGCACUCGAAACCCUUGCAACUGGAACCACUGUCGAAAAUGAGGUUGUCAAGAACCAGCUGCAACAGACUAAGUUUGAGAAGGCGAAACUUGAGGAGGCAAAGAAAUGUGACGAACAAAAUUUAAACAGGUUGAGGAAAGAAAAGGACGAAUGUGAGAAUCACAUUCAAUCAUUGAAGCAAGAACUGGAAUUAACCAGAAGGACCCAUGAAGAGAUCCGCUUGCAAUUGGAAGUCAAGACUGAGGGAACUAAAAAUCGGCUAGAGAAGAAAAUUAUGGAACUUGAGUGCCUCCUAAAUGAUUCAAGAGAAAAUGUGAAAGAACUCGAGAACUUCUCAGAAUCAAAAUUCUUGCGAUGGAAAAAAAAGGAACAAAUAUACAAGCAAUUUAUAGAAUCUCAUUUCAGAUCUCUACAGGAAUUGAGGUUGGCAUCUGGGUCCAUAAAGCAAGAGGUUUUGAGGACCAAUAGUAUAUUUGCUGAAGAACUUUAUCAUUUUGGGAUCAAUCUCAAGGGAUUUGUAGACUCAGUUCAGGAUUAUCAUUCCGUGCUUGAAGAAAAUAGGAAGUUGUAUAAUGAAGUUCAAGAUUUGAAAGGAAAUAUUAGAGUUUAUUGUCGUAUACGGCCAUUCCUUCCUCAACAAAGUGCAAAGCAAACAACCAUACAGUAUAUUGGUGAUAAUGGAGAAUUGGUUGUUACAAAUCCCUCAAAACAUGGAAAAGACAAUCAUCGGCUUUUCAAAUUCAACAAGAUCUUUGGUCCCACAGCUACUCAAGAGGAGGUAUUUCAAGACACUCAACCAUUAAUCAGGUCCGUCCUUGAUGGAUAUAAUGUCUGCAUCUUUGCUUAUGGUCAGACUGGCUCUGGAAAAAGUUACACUAUGACUGGGCCAAAUGUAACAUCUGUGGCUGAUUGGGGUGUCAACUAUAGAGCUUUGAAUGAUCUCUUCAACAUCUCUCAGCACAGAAGAGGCUCCAUUUUGUAUGAAGUUGGCGUUCAAAUGGUUGAAAUAUACAACGAACAAGUACGCGACUUACUCUGCAACGACAGUUCUCAGAAGAGUCUUGGGAUAUGGAAUACUGCCCAGCCAAAUGGGUUGGCUGUCCCCGAUGCUAGAAUGCACCCUGUUAAUUCAACUGCAGACGUGUUAGAGUUAAUGAAUAUAGGAUUGAUGAACAGGGCUGUUGGCGCUACUGCCCUAAAUGAAAGAAGCAGCCGGUCCCACAGUAUCCUCACUGUUCAUGUUCGUGGGACGGAUUUGGAGACCAAUGCUGUUUUGCGUGGUUGUCUACAUUUGGUAGAUCUUGCUGGCAGUGAAAGAGUAGACCGUUCUGAAGCAACAGGGGAUAGAUUGCGAGAAGCGCAGCAUAUAAACAAGUCUCUAUCUGCUCUUGGAGAUGUGAUCUUUGCUCUGGCACAAAAAAGUUCCCAUGUGCCUUACAGAAACAGCAAAUUAACUCAAGUUCUUCAAAGCUCUCUAUGUGGCCAAGCCAAGACUCUUAUGUUUGUACAACUCAAUCCUGAUUUGGAAUCUUACUUAGAAACCAUAAGUACCCUGAAGUUUGCCGAGAGGGUUUCAGGUGUUGAGUUGGGUGCUGCACGAAGCAAUAAGGAGGGUAGGGGUUUGAGAGAACUUAUGGAACAGGUAGCUUUUCUAAAGGAUGCCAUGGCAAAGAAGGACGAGGAAAUAGGACAGUUACGGCUCCUAAAAGCUAACGGAAGUGGUGAUCGGCGUGGUAUGGCAACGCCAAGAUACGGAUCUGCCUCUCCUAGAAGGCAUUCUCUUGGGGGUGCACGGGCAAGCCAAAAACUUUCAAGAGGGAAAAGUUCUGUCGAGAAAGCUACUUCAGACAAUAGCUCGGAGUACAGUGAUAAGCAUUCUGAAGCUGGUUCUCAGCAAUCAGUGGACGAACUUAGGCACCACAAAGAAUUCUUCCAACAAUCAAGACUUGCCGUGGUUGGUGACGGCCAAAAUUUUACCAAUGACAUUGGUUCAAUGAAUGAUAUAGCCGAAGGGAUUAAGGAUCCUGAUGAGGAUGUGGAGCUCUUGGGAUUUGGAGAUGCAGACUCAGAAGAGAGACUAAGUGAUAUAUCUGACAGCGUUCUUUCGAUGGGAACAGAAACGGACUCGAUCAAUAGUAUUGUGGAGUACACUCUUUUCCCUGAAACUUCAAAACCACUCGCGCAGAGCAUUGAGAGGCCCCAUGUGCCCACUAAACUACCAAGACCGCCCCGGAACCAGAUUCAAUCAGGAUCCUCUCGGUUGUCAUUGAGCCAGAGCUCAUCGAAAAUUCCAAGUUCUAAAAAAACUGUGGUUACCAGCUCAUCUGCAGUUAAGGGCUCCAAACGAUGGGUGUAAGUCACAAAUCACGACAAAGAAAUCGUAGAACCUGGCGACUAUAGCAUGUGUAAAUUAGAAUGCUGGUAACUUAUCUUGCCUAACCGCAUUUCUUUAGGCAUAAAUAUUGGUGUAUGGGUAGAGAUUUGUUAGAGACUUCAUUCUUAGAAUCUAAUUUUAGGUUGUAGCGUGAUUCAAAGGCGUCCAAUUUGCAUUCGUGUAAAUUUGCGUGACGCACGAUGACUCUAUAAACCUCUUUAACUUCCUCAAUCAGCUAGUUUAUUUGUAGCAGAA
Molecule: messenger RNA, 3375 nt
Organism: Olea europaea var. sylvestris
Lineage: Eukaryota; Viridiplantae; Streptophyta; Magnoliopsida; Lamiales; Oleaceae
Product: kinesin-like protein KIN-14J
Exons: 19
Coding region: 334-3102 (922 amino acids)
Biological process (GO): microtubule-based movement
Molecular function (GO): microtubule binding; microtubule motor activity; ATP binding
Source: RefSeq, a predicted model, not a curated record